UCUCAACUCCCUCUCUUUCUUUCCACGGAGCCUCGGAGUGAGUGUGUUGGGCCGGACUGCGCGCGCUCCCAGCCCCCACAUACCUGCGCAGAGCAUCCACACCACAGACGCGUCUCCACUGACAGGACAGUCGCACUGCAGCAGCAAGCAGCGACAGACGAAAACAGAAAUAAACAUAAAGAGAUAGUUAGAUAAAGAAAAUACUUUCCACAACCAAGAGGACCCCAGUCAGUCCGCCCUGCAUCAGCUGAAAUGCUGCUCAAUAGAAUCCGACAUGUUCUUCCACUUCUCUGUGUAGUAUGUCCCCUCACUCUGGCCUUCCCCACCAAAACACCAUCACCACAUGAUGAUUUCCAUUCCCUCCAGGUGAACAUCCCCCACUCAGGCCCAGUUUCUGCUCUGCUGGGCAGCUCCAUCUCCAUCCCCUGCUUGGUGUCUCUCUCCUCCGCACCAACCACCGCUUCCUCUUCCCCCAUCCUACCGCGGGUUAAGUGGACUGUGGUGUCUGGUGGGGUGGAGACUCAGAUCCUGGUGGCGCGCGGUCAUAGAGUGAAGGUCAACGAGGCGUUCCGAGACCGUGCCUCACUGUUUAACUACACAUCGUCCCUCGAUGACCUGUCACUGGGGCUCAGAAAUGUGCGUUCCAGCGACUCGGGCCACUAUCGCUGCGAGGUGCAGCAGGGCUUGGAGGACGCCAGUGAUAUUGUACAACUCAAGGUCAAAGGUGUCGUGUUUCACUACAGAGAUGCGUUGGGUCGUUAUGAGUUCUCCUUCCAUCAGGCCCAAAGGGCUUGUGAGGCCAUUGGAGCAGAAAUGGCUACUGCUGACCAGCUGCUGGCAGCCUAUUAUGAUGGAUAUGAGCAGUGUGAUGCAGGCUGGCUGGCAGAUCAGUCUGUCAGGUACCCAAUUCAAACACCUCGUGAAGGUUGCUAUGGAGACAUGGAUGGACAACCGGGAGUGAGAAACUACGGAACAAUGGAUGUAGAUGAUCUUUUUGACGUGUAUUGUUAUGUGGAACAAAUUAAUGGAGAGGUGUUCCAUGACUCCACCCCACAGCACUUAUCAUUUGCUGAAGCACAGACGUACUGCAGAGCUACAGGGGCAGAGCUGGCUACAACAGCACAGCUGUACUUAGCGUGGAAUGAAGGUCUGGAUCGUUGCAGCCCCGGGUGGCUGUCUGAUGGCAGUGUGCGCUUCCCAAUCAUAACCCCCAGAGAGCGCUGUGGAGGCCCUCAGGCAGGCGUUAAAACAAUUUACCGCUUCGGCAACCAAACUGGAUUCCCAGAGCCGUCGAGCCUUCAUGAUGUAUAUUGUUUUAAAGAUAACAGGAAUGCUCCCACUGACUCACCUGUUGACUACGAAGCAACGGAGCCUGAAGACAUUGGACAAGAUGUUGUUAUUCUUACAGAAAAAGACCAAGAGCUGCAGCUGAACCAAUACGCAGAGCAAGUGGAGCGAGAGGCUCAAAGUCUGCUGGAAUCUUUUGCCUAUGUCUCACCUCUUUCCACUCAGAAAAAUCUGUCUGAUACUCAACCAACAAAUGUAUCAGACACAACAGAGUCUCCCCUCAACACCACAUCUACACUGGACCUCCUUCAGCCAUUUUAUGAAACUUCAUCCCCUACAGACAUGAGCUCUUACUCCAUGUACCCUUCAGAAGAACUGACAUACAGCACAGCCAGCAGCAGAGAAACCUACGAUGUCCCACAAAAUACAUCAUUACUUCCCAGUGUUUACAAUGAGACAGAUUCCCUCCUGGACUUCAACCUCACCUCUCACCAGUUUGAGCUUGAAAGAACAACUGAGGUUCCUGAAAUAUCAAAUGAACUGUACAGCCAUAACCAAACAGUUCCAGACUCAGACCCUGAAGAGCACAUAGAACCAUUAGAGACGCUGAAGGACUCCCAAGAAAUUCAAGAGACCUACCUGGAUGUUACCAGAUCACAAGCUAAUUACAGCGAAACAGACAACAACUCUACACGAGAAGAGGAAAAUGCUGUUGAGGCGAGUUCAGUAACCAGUGACAACAUGCUCCAGGUGAAGUUUGAGGAGGCAACAGUCACAGGACCUGGACUAAUGUCUCUAUCAACUCAGUCACCAAGUGAGGAAGACGAGUUUCAAACACAAACUACCAAAGCUGGCAAUGAAGACCUAACUACACCAUGGCUCUCUAUUGAUGGAUCUGGAGAUAUUUCUCAAGAGAGGGAUCUCGAUGCUGAAACCGUCAGUUUCACCACCUCGUCCGAUUCAUCCGCCUCUGGGUUUACCACUCAUCCAUCCCCCUCUGCUUCAGCUAGCAACGUACCUGUUGAACCUUGGACUGGAAUCCCACACCAGACGUCUUCGUCUGAUUCGCAAAGCACUGAGAAACAGGCCUUCAGCAUCGUCACCACGGCAGCACAAUUAUGGGAGUCUUCCAUUUCUAAACAGGAGGGAAGUACGAGCUUGGAAUCAGAAGACUCAGUCACAAUUGAUACUGAGGAAGAACAACUGCAUGUGACCAAGGCUGAAGACACCAGUUUUGCCACCACCAAGUCUUCAGAGAGGUCAAACAGUUCUCAGCUGCCUACUGAUUCUACCACAGCACUGUAUCGCACACCAGGGUCCAGAGGGUAUUGGGGUACUGCGACUAUUGCUUCUGAAGAGGCAAGUGGACAGGAACCUGGAACAGAUACAGUUACUGCAGUCUUCGGAAAAGACAACGAAGUUGCUCCAACUGAGGAAAUUAAAGUUUUUCCGACUGUUGAAGGUGAGGCUAAAGUUUCCUUUUCACUGGAACAGGGAGUUAAAGUUUCUCCAACUCCUGAAGAAGACAUCACAAUUACUCUAACCUUUGAAGGGGAAACAAAAAUUUUACCAACCUUGGAAGAAGAGGCUAAUGGCUCCUUUUCACUGGACGAGGAAGUUACACUUUCCCCAAUGCAUGAAAGAGAAUUAAAUGUUCACCCAACAACUGAAGAAAAAACAAAUUUUUCCACUGCUAUAAGAGAAGAAACGUACAUUGCCAGAACACUUGAAGAUGUUAAAGUCACGCCAGUUCUUAAAGGGACAACUGUUUCCCCUACUUCAAAAGAAGAAUAUAACAUUACUUCAACCAUUGAAGAUGAAGCUAAUGUUGUCCCAAUCCUUGAAAAGUUUGAUGUUGGAUCAACCAUUGAAGAAGAAGCAAAUGUUGUCCCAACCCCUGAACAACUUGAUGUUGGUCUAACAUCUGGAGAACAAGCUAAUGUUUCCCUACACUUAGAAGAGGAAGCGAAUUUUACCACAGUCCUUGGAGAAGAAUCUAAAAUUGCUUCAACCUCAGGGGAAAUUGUCAACUUUGCUCCUACAGUUGAGGAGGAUUUCACCAUCUAUCCUCUCGAUUCCCAAAGUUCUAACUGGGCUCUGGUGACCACCACAGCUGGACCCCAAGAAUCUGUCAAUGAUCUCGAGUACAGCAGAAGAACCACUUCCCCCUCCUCAACAGCAGCUUCACGUUCCUCCACAAGUACAAAGCCCACCAGAGCUACAACAGGAACGACGACCACCACCAUCACAACCACCAUGCAUUGGUCCAGACGCGCCUGGAGCCCGACCACAUCGACGCCCAGAAUUUUCCACAAGACAACAGGGCCUCAGAGGGUGACACACCACAAACCACCAGUGGAUCAGGGUCUGGUGGAUGUGGAGUUUAGUCCCACCCAGCCACCCACCCUGCUUAUCUUGCCCAAUGAGAGGGCAGCUGUAGGCAGUACAGGGAAAGCUUCAGACGCUUGUGUGGACAACCCUUGUCUCAAUGGAGGCACCUGCACAGACCGAGACGGGCAGAUUAAAUGUCUCUGUUUGCCGACAUAUGGAGGCACCUUCUGUCAGACUGACAUGGAGCGAUGUGAACCAGGCUGGGACAAGUUCCACGGUUUCUGUUACCGACACUUCGGCCAGCGUCUGAGCUGGGAGGUGGCAGAGCAGCACUGUCGCAUGCUGGGAGCUCACUUGGUGUCCGUCAUGACCCCAGAGGAACAGAGCUACAUUAACAGUAACUAUAAAGAAUACCAGUGGACCGGUCUGAACGAUAAGACUAUUGAGGAUGAUUUCCGCUGGUCUGAUGGGAACCCACUGCUCUAUGAGAACUGGUACAGAGGACAGCCAGACAGCUACUUCCUCUCUGGAGAAGACUGUGUGGUGAUGGUGUGGCACGAUGACGGACGCUGGAGUGACGUGCCCUGCAACUAUCAUCUGGCCUACACCUGCAAGAAAGGCACCUCCUCGUGUGGUCCACCACCAAAGGUCCGAAACACGUCCAUAUUUGGAAAAGCUCGACAGCGAUAUGAAACCAAUGCAGUUGUACGUUAUCACUGUGCCAAAGGUUUCCAGCAGAGACUCAGUCCUCUGAUCAGGUGUUUGCCUGGAGGCAUGUGGGAGAGGCCGCAAAUUAUGUGCACCCCUGAGGCUGGAGGUCCAACCCAGCAGCCCGAGCAGACGUCACCAACCCACAACCUUGCAGCGAUUCAAGACGAGUUUGAGGCUAAGGAAACUAAGAAGACACCACAGUACUGGGACAUCAAGUUUUAAGAGUCGGCUUUCCUUGUCUUGUUGUGUUUAACUCUGCUGCUGUGAGAUGACACAAGAACUGAGUGCUUUUACCAAUGACUGCUCAAACAGCACAGGACACACUGAACUCAACUUCCUCUUUUCCAAAGAACAUGAGUGCACUUAAAGGCUCUGAAUUCUUUUAAGGGGUACACUUUUUGCUAAAAAACAACAACAACCAACAUUUAUAUUUUACCAAGAAUUUAAAUGAUAAUGCAGUGACUGCCAGUAACAAUAAGACCAAGGUUAAAGUGAUGACCUUACGAGUCAUUCUCACAGUAAAUCUCUCUGCCAGCUUCAAAUCUACAUUAAUAACUGUACUCUUUGUGGUUUUUGAAGAAACUAUUUUUUUUAAAUGGUGCUAAUAUUUUCAGAUCUUUGUAGACACCAGAGAUGUUUUUUUCCAGUGUGAUGUAAAAGUGAGACACAUCACUGCUUUUCCAAUAAUCUGCAUCUCCAAAGCACAACGUCAGUAAAUACUGUACAUAUGUUAGCGUUCACACCUGUGAUUGCUGUCCGCAUUCUGAAACCUCUGAUUUUCCAGCCGACACAGUUUUGUUCGUCAGCUUUAUGUUGUAAUAAAGUUUUGUAGAACAAAGCAAAGAAUAAAUUGUUCUCUUCUUUUACCCUCA
Messenger RNA from Solea solea (common sole), 5201 nucleotides. RefSeq names its product brevican core protein-like. Gene Ontology annotation, biological process: cell adhesion. The transcript has 14 exons. Gene Ontology annotation, molecular function: hyaluronic acid binding. The coding region runs from base 253 to 4551 and encodes 1432 amino acids. Lineage: Eukaryota; Metazoa; Chordata; Actinopteri; Pleuronectiformes; Soleidae. The record is from RefSeq and is a predicted model, not a curated record.